Molecule: messenger RNA, 2208 nt
Organism: Bufo bufo (common toad)
Lineage: Eukaryota; Metazoa; Chordata; Amphibia; Anura; Bufonidae
Gene: TRIM67
Product: tripartite motif containing 67
Exons: 10
Coding region: 1-2208 (735 amino acids)
Molecular function (GO): protein binding; zinc ion binding
Source: RefSeq, a predicted model, not a curated record
AUGGAGGAAGAGCUAAAAUGCCCGGUGUGUGGGUCUUUCUUUCGGGAGCCACUGAUCCUGCCCUGCUCACACAACAUCUGCCUGCCUUGUGCCCGCACCAUCGUGGUGCAGACCCCAGAAAGCGAGCACCUACCUCAUGCUGCUCGCCCCAUGUUGGUUAUGGGGGCAGAUUAUGACUACCCGGAUCACCUGGAUAAGAUGAGCCUUCACAGUGAGACUGACAGUGGCUAUGGCUCCUACACCCCGAGCCUUAAGUCUCCCAAUGGGGUGAGGGUAUUACCUCCAGCGCCAGCUCCAUCCUUAGGUGCGUCUUCUGGGGCAACCUCUCGAGGUCUUCACGGCAGCAUCUGUAGUUCUUCCUCCAUCACCUGUCCACAGUGCCACCGCAGUGCAUCCCUGGAUGAGAGGGGGCUGCGGGGCUUCCAACGCAACCGACUGCUGGAGACUAUAGUGCAGAGAUACCAGCAGGAGCGUGGCGCCCUACAAGAGGCACAAGACAGUGGUGCAGCAGAGGCUUCUGGAGGGUACCCUGCCAAUGUCAGGUGCCAGCUUUGUGACACCAACCCAUCAGAGGCCGCAGUUAUGUGCGAGCAGUGCGAUGUCCUCUAUUGCUCUUCUUGUCAGAAGAAAUGCCACCCUACUAGAGGCCCCUUUGCCAAGCACAGGCUCAUACCACCGUCCCAGCUAGCUCCUUCCACCAGUACCAGCCAAAAACCUGCUGGGCCAGGGCCACCCACCUCAACACGCAAGUUCCCCACCUGUGCUGAUCAUGAACUUGAGAACUACAGCAUGUACUGCUUGAACUGCCGUACCCCUGUGUGCUACCAGUGUCUGCAGGAGGGCAAGCAUGCCAAGCACGAGAUGAAGCCACUAGGAAUCAUGUGGAAGCAGCACAAGGCACAGCUUUCUCAGGCUUUGAGUGGCGUUUCUGAUAAAGCAAAGGAAGCCAAAGAAUUCUUGGUUCAGCUAAAGAACAUACUGCAGCAAAUCCAGGAAAAUGGACUGGAGUAUGAAGCAUGCUUGGUUGCUCAAUGUGAUGCUCUAGUGGAUGCAUUAAAUCGUCAAAAGGCAAAAUUGCUCACCAAAGUCACAAAGGAACGAGAACAUAAAUUCAAGGUUGUCUGGGAUCAGAUAAAUCACUGUACAUUGAAACUGCGCCAGUCAACAGGGCUAAUGGAAUAUUGCCUUGAAGUAAUCAAAGAAAAUGAUCCCUCUGGCUUCUUACAGAUUUCAGAUGCUUUGAUAAAGCGCGUUCAAAGCUCCCAGGAGCAGUGGGUGAAAGGAGCACUGGAACCAAAGGUCUCUCCUGAAUUUGACCUCACACUGGACAACGACCCCUUGCUGCAGGCUAUUCACCAGCUGGAUUUUAUUCAGAUGAAAUGUAAGGUGCCCCCUGUACCACUGCUGCAGCUAGAGAAAUGCUGCACGCGAAAUAAUAGCGUUACUCUGGCUUGGAGAAUGCCACCUUUUGCCCACAAUCCUGUGGAAGGAUACAUACUGGAACUAGACGAUGGAGAUGGUGGUCCAUUUAGGGAAGUUUAUGUGGGAAAAGAGACUUUAUGCACCAUUGAUGGUCUUCACUUCAAUAGCACAUACAAUGCAAGAGUCAAAGCAUUCAAUUCAACGGGCCUUGGACCUUACAGCAAAACUGUAGUGCUCCAGACAUCGGAUGUGGCCUUUUUCACAUUUGAUUCCAACACUGCUCAUCGGGAUAUUGUUUUAUCCAAUGAUAACAUGACAGCGUCUUGCAGCAGUUAUGAUGACAGAGUGGUAUUGGGCACAGCUGCAUUCUCAAAAGGAGUUCACUAUUGGGAGGUACAAGUUGACAGAUAUGACAACCACCCUGAUCCAGCUUUUGGUGUUGCCAGAAUUAAUGUAGUGAAGGAUAUGAUGCUGGGGAAAGAUGAUAAGGCCUGGGCCAUGUAUGUGGACAACAACCGUAGCUGGUUCAUGCACUGUAACUCUCAUACCAACAGAACAGAAGGCGGUGUGAGUAAAGGGACCGUAGUUGGCAUACUCUUGGACCUUAACAAGCGCAUACUAAUAUUCCAUAUUAAUGGAAAGCAGCAGGGACCUGUAGCAUUUGAGAACAUUGAUGGUGUGUUCAUGCCAGCAAUAAGUCUCAAUCGAAAUGUACAAGUUACUCUUCACACAGGCCUGGAGGUGCCGACGAUCUUCAGGCAGAUGAAGGCAGUAACUAACCUAUAA